GAACGCUUGUUAUCGACGCUUAUUCAUCUUCAAAGUCAAUGAUGUGGAUUUGAAUUUGGAUGUCUUCGAGAAGUGGUUGUAGUGCUGACACUGAGGUUCAUGUGAUGAAUAGUUCCAAGAGAAGUAGGCCACCGUCUUCGCUUUCCUCGUCCAGUAGUAAACCCUAACAUUCACUCUCCCACCGCUUCCGCCUAGAAAAAAACCAAAAAACCGCAAAAAAUGGUCCAAUACGCGCGUGUGGAUUUGAACGAUGCAGCUGCAGACGUGGAGUCUCAAGGUAUGGGCCUUUCAGCGCCAAAUAGCGCUAAAAGAGUGCCGCCAAAAGAGGGCUCGCUCAUGUUCCAGAUGUGCUUUUUUGGAGCCGGCGUAGCGUCCAUGUUUUUAGCAGUCCUAGGCAUACUCUGGAUGAUCAUCAUCCCACUGGGACCGAUCCUGUUUCCACUCGACUUUUUGCAGGAGAUAUACCUCUUUGCGGCUGGGACGGUACUAGCUACGCUUAUGCUUAUCGUUAUCUCAGAAGAUAAAAAAGAAUCUGGUCGCUUUCGCUAUCUCAGAAGAUAAAGAAUCUGGUCGCUUUUGCUUUGUGAUUUCUCGACGGACUGUCUACCAUUCGCCUUCUCUCAACAAUAUUGAUGUCCACCUGCUGCGCACACAAUUCCAGGUUCUCUUCGUUCUCGACGCCCCUCUGAAUUUUCGAUGGAUCAUUGAGGCGAAAGUAGUGAUAUCGAAGUAUUUCCGGUUAGUCACAAGGAUGACAGGCAAAGGUCUGUACCUUCUCUUCAUGAGCGGUCUGGCAUUUUCUUGCGGAUAUGUGGAAGAUGUGGCGAGAUGGCUAGCUGUACUCAUAGCGCUGUACGUAGCGGCAUUAGCAGUGUUGACACUAUUUUUUGGCGUCAGGAGGACGAUGAAACUGCAGCAGGUAAUCAUGUUGUAAAUGUUGCUUGCAGUCGUGUAGAUCAUUGCACUAAUGUCUUACUUGGAGUUUUCGUGGCAAUAGAAAGUGAACCUGAACGAUGUAGCCUCUAGUGCACUCACGUCGGUGCUGCAAGAGGUGGAAAGUUCGUAGAUUCUCAUACGCUGUCGUUGGAUGAUUUUCUCCUCACUGUCACGUCUCAACAUCGUCUCAGGUCCGUUCCGGUCUGCAACACUAUCUGAAAGCGCAUCAAGGCGAUCCAUCUUCCUUUUAUGGGGGUUAGAGAAUAAUCAUUCGUCAAUCUGUAGCAGCCAUGCAAAGUGCAGAUGUCCAUUUUCUUCCUCGAAUGACUCCUCCUCCAGCAGUACAGAUAUCCAUUCCACAAAAUAGAUGAUAUCACCAUAAGAUUAAGAUUGUCAUCAUGGAUCCUAAGAUUACAAUUUUACUUCAACUUACUCUUUCUUCUGUACUCUUGUCCUUGAUGUUAUCUCCUCUAACCCGUUCUCCAGCAGUACAGCCGAGAACAAGUAGGACAGCUAAACCAGGCUGAAUUUCUAGAGAUGAGCCAAGCAGUCGCACCAAGUGUAGCUUGGCAGCCUACAGAUGUCAGACAUAUAACAGCCGCUUUAGCCUGCGAGGCUGGGCCCAACGCGACUUUGGACGUCGUUCUUUACGCAGACAUCCUGGAUUGGCUGAGACCAGGGUAUGCUAUCAUGAUGUAGGAGUAACUCCGAUGAAGUCACAUUUUUGACGGAAACGUCACGACUCCUUUCCAUUUUUACUGACUUCCUCCACGCCAGCAGAUUUUUAUGCGUGAAACCUGUACAACUUCUAUGACACUUUCCCAUUUUGAGACUCCGAGUCGUGCAAAAAUAGCGGAUGAACAAGCAACAGGUGUAGCAGCGGAUCAUCAAACGCUAUUAUCAUUAGAUUACUGAAUUUUAUUUGCUGUCAAAAGAAUCACUCAACUUUGGUCUUCCUCGGUCUAUCUCAUC
This is a messenger RNA of Amoebophrya sp. A25, 1908 nucleotides long. Lineage: Eukaryota; Dinophyceae; Syndiniales; Amoebophryaceae. The record is from the annotation of a GenBank genome assembly.